AUGUGCAGACGCCCGGGCCACCUGCGACGCGUGUGCCCAGACGCGGCUGGUAAGACACGGAGAAAACAAACGGCGGCCCCAUUACACUAUGGCGGGGCAGACGGAGCAGUCGAAAACGAAGAAGUACCGGAGGCAGACUUCCACCAUCUAUGCCUAAACGACUACCAACCGGUGAGUUUACCCGUAAUAAUUGACAAUAAAACAAUUAAAAUGGAAGUGGACACGGGUGCGGCUGUGUCAUGUAUUAAUAGGCAAACCUAUGAAAAGUAUAAGGAACUAUUUAGUGGCGGGCUCGGGCGGUUCACGGGUGGCAAAGCGACGUUGCGGGUGCGGGACGGGGCGGCGCCGGUGUUCCACCACGCACGGCCGGUGCCCUACGCACUGCGCGAGCGAGUCGACGCGCAGCUCGACGCAAUGCUGCGGGACGGCAUCAUUGAGUCCGUCGACUGCUCCGACUGGGCCUCACCGAUUGUUCCGGGGAUACCUAUAGUAGAAAUAUUUUUAGAUGACGUCAUCAUCGGAGGGAAAACUAAAGACGAACAUUUAAAGGCUCUGGAGACAGUCAUAAGUAGACUACAUAAAUUGGGUUUCAAAUUAAAAAGUAGUAAAUGUGUAUUUCUAGUGGAUGAGGUGAAAUAUUUGGGAUAUAUUAUAAGUAGCAAAGGCAUUAAAACCGAUCCCUCAAAGGUAGAAGCCAUAUUAGGGAUACCCAGGCCGACUAACGUGACGGAGUUGCGGUCGUUUCUAGAUGAAAAUGGGGCGGACGGUUUAUCGCGGUUACCGCUUAAAACUGAACGAAACGUGACAACCCCACCCGAACAAACGUACCUGCAUUUUGUGCAACAAGCUCUGUCAUUAGACUAUAACGACAUUAAACGGGAGACGUUGCGGGAUCCAUUAUUAUCAAAAGUACUAAGUUAUAUUCGUGACGGCUGGCCAUCACACUGCGAAAUUACUAAUCUUCAACCUUAUUGGAAUAGACACAAAGAAUUAUACGAGGAGCUAGGCUGUAUAAUGUGGGGUCAUAGGUUAGUAGUACCGGAAAAUUGCAGGGACAAAAUCUUGGCUAUGAUUCAUGAACCUCAUAUGGGAAUAGUGAAAUCCAAAGCGCUGGCUCGAAGCUAUGUAUGGUGGGCCGGCAUGGAGGAGGCGGUGGAGCGAGCGUGCCGUGAGUGUAUAACCUGCGCAGCGCAGGCGGAUGCGCCGGCGCGGAACUCGCCGCGAAUGUGGCCCUGGCCCGCACGGCCUUGGAGUCGGCUUCAUUUGGAUUUCAUGGGUCCCAUCGCGGGAAAAAUAUAUUUGGUAGUAGUUGACGCCAUGUCGAAAUGGAUUGAGGUUUAUAAAAUGACAAGUAUCUCUGCCAACUGUUUAAUUGACCGCUUAAAUGAAUUAUUUAGUAGAUUCGGCUUUCCUCGACAAAUAGUAACGGACAAUGGAGCACAGUUCACGUCAAAGGAGUUCGAAUAUUUUAACAAGCACAACGGCAUAGAGCAUGUUUUUAAGGCACCCUAUCACCCUUCCUCGAAUGGUCUGGCGGAAAACGCGGUAAGAACAUUAAAACGGGUAAUAAAAAAGGCGUUGCAAGAUAAUCAAAAUAUAGAUAGGGCGUUAUGGGCAUUUUUAAUGUAUUAUAGAAAUGUCGAACACGCAACAACGGGCGAGUCCCCAGCAAUGCUUAUGUUUGGUAGGCGAAUCCGUACACGAUUGGAUGUCAUCAAACCUGAUAGGGAAGGCCAAGUGCAUCAAGCUCAGCGACGCCAGCAGGACGCGGCCGCAGGAGUGAGUUUCGGAAGUUUCGGCAAAGAGGAAGAAGUAUGGUAUAGGCAAUACUUAAAGGGGGAAAAAUGGAUUCCGGGUCGCAUUGUAGACGUUCUAGGCUCUAGUAAUUUUAAAGUGGAAGGUAAAGACGGGGAAAUUAUACAUAGGCAUAUCGAUCAGCUGCGUAAACGACAAAGUAACAGUAGACUAUCUCUCGCUUCUACUACGCCCAUUUUGGAUCAACAGUCCACCAGAGAUUCUCAAGAGGUUUAUUGGCCGAUAGGUAGUAGUAGUCCCGCCCGCCGGUCGGAGGGGUCGGCGGAGGCGACUAGCUCGUCCCCCAUAGAGGUCAGAUCAGGAGUAGAUCAGUCUAAGCUAGAGGGGGCUAUUCCGGAGUCACCGGAACGGCAGUUCUCUUUGGCCCUUGGUGCUACACCCCGAGCUCGCCCUGUUAGAAAACGUAGAUUGAAUAAACCUAGUUAUAAGGAGUAG
Parnassius mnemosyne (clouded apollo) is the source of this 2250-nucleotide messenger RNA. NCBI's taxonomy places the organism in Eukaryota, Metazoa, Arthropoda, Insecta, Lepidoptera, Papilionidae. The record is from the annotation of a GenBank genome assembly.